CCUGUCCCUUGUGGACAGCAGCCUGAUCCCAGGGUAGGACUCGUGGUCUAGCUCCCUCUGGUCCCGCUGCUCAGGACAGGACUCUACAGUGUGUCCUCCCUGCCCAGUGGGCAUUGCUCAGGAAGGGUAAGGAGACAGAGAUGGCUUCACCCUGGUGGCUCCCUAGCACAGCCCUUGACCCUGCUUUCACCCAUUGAGCCCCAGGCAUGCUUCCACCUCUGAGCCCUGGCCUGGGAGAGGGCGGGUGGUAUAGGCUCCCACUCAGCUGAUACUGUGACUAAGGUCACUGGCCUCCACCCAGGCCUGACCAGUGUGGCCAGCAUGUCAACGUUGUGGUAAGUGUGAUCUGGGCCAAUGCACAGGGCCUGUGCUCACCUCGCCUUCAGGAAGUCGCAGGAUGUGGUAAGGCUGCACCCUGAGUGCAGCACCAUGUGGGUGACCUGGAGGGUGUCUGGGUGGGAGGGUGCCCAGGGGAGCAGGAGUGGAUGACAUAUCUGCCUUUUCCUCCCUGGCUGCCACACAGAGCCCAAGUUACAUGUUCCCCAAGAAGAAGCCGCUGCCUUCCAUCUUGUCCAAGUCCAGCAGUGUUUCCCACCUCUCCAACCCCUGGCAGGAGGAGCUGGUCAGCUACCUGAAGGACCAGGCCGUGUCCUUGCUCAUCUAUAAACACAAGUUUGAGAAGAACCUCACAGGGCAGCUGGGCUUCAUCUCCUUCCCAGUCACUGAGGCACUCAUGGACCUCUUCCUGGGUUUCAAGAGGGUGAAGGGCUCACGCAUCCACCUGUCCUCCAAGAUCAACUGGAGCUGCCUGUUGCGCCGGCUGGAGGAGGCCCAGAGCAGCCAGCAGGUGUCACAGAGGGCAACGCGAUGGGUGUCCCGGCCUGCAUCCCAGGAAACCUCCCAGCACAACACCCCCCAGCGCAGCCCAGAGACCCCCACUGUGCAGCCUGAGUUGGCCACCAGGGCCACCAAGGUCCAGGACAAGCCCACAGAACCCCACCUUGACACAGGGCUGCUGCUUACCCCACAGGAGAACGCAGUAGAUGCAGGGCAGGAGACCAGCGGGUUUCCAAAGCCCAAGGUGUCCAUAUCAGCUGACACCAGCGUGGCCUCCCAUCUGUCCAAGCAAAAAGUGGACAAGAAGGACAAGCAGAGCAUUGAGGAGGAGGUCGAAGAGGAGGAAUUGGAGGAUGCGGAGGAGGAGGAGGAUGCGGAGGAGGAGGAUGCUGCCACUUCAGGAGCCUGGUGUGUCUUGCCUCCCCUGGAGUUCGCUGAGUAUGUGGAGGCCGGGCCAGCUCAUCCUGGACUGACCAUGCUCAGUGGCCUAUGGUGGUCGAGCAACAUUAAGACCCUGCAGCUGCGGGACUUAGGGCCCAAGGAAGACACCAUGAUUGAGGUCCUGGGGAUCUAG
Messenger RNA from Phacochoerus africanus (Common warthog), 1411 nucleotides. RefSeq names its product coiled-coil domain-containing protein 116-like. The coding region runs from base 536 to 1411 and encodes 291 amino acids. Gene Ontology annotation, cellular component: centrosome. The record is from RefSeq and is a predicted model, not a curated record. Lineage: Eukaryota; Metazoa; Chordata; Mammalia; Artiodactyla; Suidae. The transcript is spliced from 3 exons.